Messenger RNA from Anisakis simplex (herring worm), 282 nucleotides. The record is from the annotation of a GenBank genome assembly. NCBI's taxonomy places the organism in Eukaryota, Metazoa, Nematoda, Chromadorea, Rhabditida, Anisakidae.
GAAUGGGCGCCGUGGUCGUAUACCACUCUUACGUAUUCGUAAUCCAUGGGGUAAUGAAUGCGAAUGGAAAGGACCCUGGUCAGAUGGUUCGCGUGAAUGGCAGAGUAUAUCGCAACAGGAAAAAGACGAGAUGGAUUUGGAUUUCGCAUAUGAUGGAGAAUUUUGGAUGUCAUUCGAUGAUUUUAUGUGUAAUUUCGAGAAAAUUGAUAUUUGCAACUUAGGACCUGAUGUUAUGGAUGAAGUGAGUUGGAUUGAUUCUUACGCGUUCAUUGAAAUCGCUUC